AUGGAGCUCGCAAAUCAAAGUGGUCCAGACUGGGGUCAAUGGCCCAAGAUUGCAGGAUAUUAUCGUCAUUUGGAACCUUAUACUGGACAUCGUAAUUCGCGCCCAUUAACUUCUCUAGCUGUGACAAUGAGCCCUAUUAGUAGAAAUGACAGUAGCCAAGCACGCCAGAUCCACACAGACGCACCUGCAAUAGCUGCAAUGGUUGAAUGGAAUCUCUCUGUCUCUCACAAAGUCCAGAGAGAGAAGAAACUAGAUGUUUACGUACGUGAGUGCAGGAACCCACCGACCACGUACCCAAAGCCACCCAGACAACACGGAGUAUACUCCGACGUCCCAAUAUCUUUGUCCCGGAUUGAGGUUGCUCGUGUCUCUUUGAACACGUGUCGGCCGGCACCACGAAAGCUUUGUGUCUCGGUCGCAGAGACCAAACGUUCUUACUGGCUCUUCCUCUCUGGUCAAACGUCAACGUCUAUACACGAGCGAUAUGGAGAGGGAAUCUGGAGAGGGCCAUCAAGGGAACAUCAAACAUCAUUACCCAUGUCUUUGUUUGGAGGAAGUGCUUUCAUUAUUUUUCCUGCCGGAGUCUGCGUGGCGUAG
Molecule: messenger RNA, 597 nt
Organism: Dovyalis caffra
Lineage: Eukaryota; Viridiplantae; Streptophyta; Magnoliopsida; Malpighiales; Salicaceae
Source: the annotation of a GenBank genome assembly